GGGAGGUGGAGGUUUAGGGAAAAAGGAGGAGAAGGAGACUCGGGGAAAAACGCAGACCUCAGACCAGCCCGCCUCGACUCACAGUCUCCGCUCUCUUAUCCCGGUGUCAGCGGAGAAAUCUGAUCCCAGGUCGGCGGACCGCGUCUCGCCUUCCACACUACGAGCCUGGGACUCAGACCAGAGGAAAUCGUGUACCGUCGGCAGCCAGGUCGGCACGCCAAGACUCAUCCACGGCAGAGCACGGCGAGGGAACGGACAAGGAGGCUGCGAAGGCGAAGGGAAGGCUGGUAGGACCCACGGAGGAGUUUAAUACAGAAGCACAUCCAGCGGAGGGGGAGAGCAGAGAGGACUGAGUGGCGGCGCAUACGGAGUAGUAUUACGCUCAGCUAAUUUCCAACAUUUUCCAUUCUUGGCAGCGACAGUGUGCUCUCAGAGCCACAUUUAUAAGGAGAGCUAGCGGAAUGUAAUGCUAGCGAGCUAGCUAAUGGUAGCUAGCUAAUUAGCUUGUCAGGCACCCGAGAGUCGGACGUGUGAUCUUUAUUAAAAUAGGUCACUGUUUGGCGUCAUUUCACUUUUCCCCCCUCUCCGAUAAAGGCUGGUCUUUCUGUUGUUGUUUGGACAAGAUUUUAAUAUGGUCAUUAUGGUCUGUCUGUAAUAACCAACGCCAAGUUAGACAAUAAACAGAGCGAGCUUUCCAUAUUGAUGAAAAUCUGUUCAAUAUUAUCCGUCCGAAGCUUUUAGUGAAUAUCAAGCUGUGGAGGAGAAAACAAAGGAAUAAAAGGGGAAAGAAAGCAGGAGGAAAAAAAGAGGAGCAGACUUUUCAUCACUGACUGUCCCCCGUCCAAUGUUAAUGUCGACCGACGUUGCAUCUAUAAUGCUGCCCGUUAAUCGGGGAAUAAUGGAGCGCGAGAGGGACCUCGAGACGGCGGCCGGCGGAGCGCAUCCGAACGCGGCCGCCGGAGCCGCGGUUGUCCGGGGGAUGAAGCGCGGAGACCCGGAGCCCGACGCUCAGACCGCCGCUGCCCUGACUGACCUGACCGGAGCGGAAUGCAAGAGACCAAGGAUAGACGGCUCCGGUGAGAUCGGACAGAACAAUGAGCCUUUAAACCCCGGUUUCCAUGGAUACGCACCUCACAGUCAGGGCUCCCAGGACUCAACCGGAGGACAGGAGGGUUUAGUAGCCCCGCCCUUUACGACCUUCCCCCCUCCUCCCCCUCCUCAAAACGGCCUACCAGGGACAGAGUUUGGUCCGGGGGCCAUGUUUGCCGCCGCGGGCCAAAGUGCAGUGGAGGUCGGAGCGGGUGCUAACGGAGCCACGACUACAGCCAACAACAACAAUGGAAAGACAGAGGAGACGUCUCAGGGCGAGGCGGGAGCGCAGUGUUCUGCAGGAGGCACAGGCGCGGGCGGCUCAACGGGAGACUCCGCGGAGGCCAAGGGGACCCCCAAGCGCCUCCACGUCUCCAACAUCCCCUUCCGCUUCCGGGACCCGGACCUCAGGCAGAUGUUUGGGCAAUUUGGGAAGAUUCUGGAUGUAGAGAUUAUUUUCAAUGAGAGAGGGUCAAAGGGUUUCGGCUUUGUGACAUUUGAAAACAGCGCCGACGCGGAGAAAGCCAGAGAAAAGCUCCACGGCACGCUGGUGGAGGGCCGUAAAAUCGAGAAGUCAGUUUCCUGUAUGCUUCCAAUGUGUCCAUGUAAGUGGCCCAACUACAGUUCACUACCUGCUUUCCUGUCAUCACAUCACAUCAUAGUCAUCAUAAAUUAUAUAUAUAUAAUAUAUACACACACAAAGCAUGAUGGCGUGUCUCAUAAGAUGCUCUCUCAAACACGGUUCAUUCCUCUCAUCCCAUCCAUGGCUGUUUCUGUUAUCAUUUGGAUGCCUAAGGAUAAGCCACUGAUACUCGCAUUACUUUCCUUUUCUUGUCAAAGAUAAUUAUGAAUAUUAUAAUUUCUUUAAAUUUUCCUCACUUGACCCAUAUUUCACUCUUACGUGGCCUCAAAGCAUCGUCUCUAGGCAUUGGCUUUACUGAACCAUUUGUGUUGUAGUAGAGAAAAUAACCUUGGUGAGAUGAUCAAUUCAGAUUAUUUACUCGUGUAGCUAAUGGCAGACAAAUACGUUUGAGAGUUUCUCUGACAUCUUGAACAAUUUGGAGCAGAAAUGUAUUAAAUAGAAGAAAACACAAAUUGGAUUAAACGUAUAACAAAGGUUGCGAGGAUAUAAAGGGAAUCAUUUUAGUGCCGAUCUGUCUGGUGGCAGCAGUUCAGAAACUGUUCUACUUCGUGUCUGGGCGUUGAUUAAUCAGUUCCUCCACUUCUAUGGUAUCAUCCACUGAUUUAGCAGUCAGGUUUUCAUCAAACGUGGACCUGCAGUCUUGUAUGAUAAUCUGAUCAACAGUGGACCGAUCACACAGCCCUUAGUGUUUUAUGUCUGCAUUAUGGGUGCAGCAAUAAAUUGGCUCCGAUUUCCUUAAUUUUGGGAGUUCUGCAAAGAUCUGAAAACCAGACACCAAAUCACAUCUGCAUGUGCUUCGUUAACAGUAGUCACCCCUCGGAUGCCUACUUAUCGAUUUCGUUGCUAUAUUUAGUGACUUUUCAGACAAAAACAAAUAAAAACUGAAUUGUUGAGGCUCUUUUUAAAGAUCCCUGAUUUUUUUUGUACCACUUAUGAGACGUUAAGCUACCAAAAUAGCAGUUUCAUUUUGUGAAUGAGAAAAAAAACGUAACUACCAGAGGAGAGAACGUCGCUGUUGACCCUGAAGACCGGCUCCUGUUCCGAGCCGAGUUGUUUGUGGGCGAUCUGUUGUUGUCGGAGCGUUGAGGAAAGUGACGGUUUCUCCGCAGCGCAGAGUUUUAGUCGGAUAUCGCAGCAGUAAAAGGCGGAAAGGCUAAGUUCUGUGUGUGUGCAGAGGUAGUGUUGCAGCUCUGCAUGCAGGCUGAUGGUUGUGCUGUGGGGCGUCAGUGAAUACGAACCGUCAGUCCUCACUGCAUGGAUGUUUGUGGUGGAAGUGGAUGGGAAGCGAUUGUACAUGCCUGACCUGGCGGACUCAGUCCAACCCAAAGCAUUCCAGACUCCUGAACGGGACGCAUUAAAUUAAAUUUGAACGAGCGUCUUCGUACGCUGCACCUUUUGCUUUUGUCCAGUUUUGGCAGAUGAGCUCCAUCUGAAUCUGACCAAUCUAAAUUUUUGUUCCUGCAUGACUUUUUUUUUUUCCCCCUCCUGGAAUGAUAAGUGACUGAUGUGUGAAUUUAUUUUUGUGUUCUUUGUACAUGUGUAAAAUUGUAGAAAAGUUUGAAAAAAGAGUCCAACCUUUGUCCUCUUCAACCCUCUUUUUUUCUCUGUUUUGACUCAUUCUGUCUUUCUCACACAAACCUCUGUGAUCUUCUUGCCAGUCAUGUUUGUCUUUUUUUAUUUGAUUUUAUCUGACGUUAAUAUGUAGCUUUUAAAAUUUAUUUUCUCCUCUUAUCUUUGCCAAACUCUACUUCCAUAUUUUAUUUUUAGCUUCUUUUUUUUCUUUUUUUUAACUGUAGUGGCUGCCUUCAUGGUGACUGGUAAAAGACGGUAAAUUUAGCCCAGUGUCCCAAUACACACUUUCCCCUUCAUGCCGUGACUUCACCGCUAGAAUGAGAAUCGUUUCCUCAUCUUACUAAAAGUGCUCUCGCUUAAAACCGAUGGCCACAAACUCAUUUUGCUGUUCUUGUUUUGUGGUGGACGAUGUUUGUUUUAAUCAGCUGCAAAUUUACAACGCCUUUCAAAAGAUAUUCACACUUUGCGAACAACUUAAAUGCAAUUUUUGGGGGGGAUUUUAUUCGAUACACCAGCAACAAGUAGUGCACAAUUAUAAAAUGGAACAAAAAGUUUUAUCUUCAAAAACAAAAUAAAGAGAAAUGAUCACAAAUUUUAGUCCAGACAUACCUGCUUUAGAAAUGGAACAACUACAAGCAAGUUCAAGUGUUAUCAGAAUCCCUAAAAACCAUUUGGAAAGUAUCUGGCAAAGUAUGGAGCGAGUGUUUGUAGCUUGUUUUUAGACUUUUGCCACUCCAUGGCAGCUCAGGCUGUUUGUGUAGAGUCAUUGUUUUCCUUUAAGGUGAACCCCUGCGCCACAUUACAGUCUUAUACCCAAUCCAGAGGUUUCACCAACUCUAAUUUAAGACUUUUUAAGACCGCCAUGAAUACAUGGCUUUGUUUUUUUUUACCAAUGUCAUCCAGCCGACUGCCAAUAAAUUUACACUUACCGACAAAAAACUAGACACUUUCCCAUUGGAAAAUGCAAGAAAGCUAGCUAGCUAGCAGUAUUAGCAGCUUGUUACUCGUAGCCUCGAGAUACAGAAUGUAGCGAGUGAUGAUGUCUGCAACUCAGAUAUUUGCCUGAUACAAAAGUCCCGUAAG
This is a messenger RNA of Poecilia latipinna (sailfin molly), 4387 nucleotides long. RefSeq names its product RNA binding protein fox-1 homolog 2-like. Bases 845 to 1933 code for a protein of 362 amino acids. Gene Ontology annotation, molecular function: mRNA binding. Gene Ontology annotation, biological process: regulation of alternative mRNA splicing, via spliceosome; nervous system development. The record is from RefSeq and is a predicted model, not a curated record. The transcript is spliced from 7 exons. NCBI's taxonomy places the organism in Eukaryota, Metazoa, Chordata, Actinopteri, Cyprinodontiformes, Poeciliidae. Gene Ontology annotation, cellular component: nucleus; cytoplasm.